Molecule: messenger RNA, 465 nt
Organism: Eruca vesicaria subsp. sativa (arugula)
Lineage: Eukaryota; Viridiplantae; Streptophyta; Magnoliopsida; Brassicales; Brassicaceae
Source: the annotation of a GenBank genome assembly
AUGGGUAUUGUGGUGGUUCCCCUGUUUCCUGAUGUGGAAUUGCAGCAAUGGAUUUCUUGGAUGGAGAAUUACUUUGAUCGGGAAGGACUCACUGAUUUCGAAAAGUUACCCAUGGCUCAUGGAUUUAUUGUGGACGAAGCUGAGAGGUACAUCGAUUCAUUAAAGCCUAUGAAUAGCUGGAAAGAGAUGAAGGAGACAUUGCUACUGAAGUUUGGUGCUGAUGAUGAUCUUGAGAAGAUGAGACUGAAACCUCUACUUAAUGGUGAUAUGUGGAAGAGACCAGACUUGCAAUCACAUUCUCAUGUUGUUCCUGUGGUGGAGUCGACACUGAAGGUACCAUAUCUCAACCUGGAACAAAACGAGAAUGAUUCUCAGUUAGGUUAUCAGGAAAGGAAUGCGGAAGUUGAUCAACAUGUUGAGUUGCCUAUAUUUGUUGGAGUAAAUCCAGAGAGUUGGAUUGUGUAA